Messenger RNA from Trichosporon asahii var. asahii CBS 2479, 1278 nucleotides. Its product is annotated as N-acetylglucosamine-6-phosphate deacetylase,NagA. The record is from RefSeq and is a predicted model, not a curated record. Lineage: Eukaryota; Fungi; Basidiomycota; Tremellomycetes; Trichosporonales; Trichosporonaceae. Gene Ontology annotation, biological process: N-acetylglucosamine catabolic process. The transcript is spliced from 2 exons. Gene Ontology annotation, molecular function: N-acetylglucosamine-6-phosphate deacetylase activity. The coding region runs from base 1 to 1278 and encodes 425 amino acids.
AUGGCGGACAUCAUCCGCUUCACGAACGGCUACCUCGCGCAGCCGGACGGCACCGCAGUCCGCGGCGACCUGUACAUCAACUCGCGCACGGGCAAGAUUGUGUCCGGGCAAGACUCGUUCUUCACGGACCGCCUGAACCCGGAACAGACGAUCGACGUGCAGGGCCAGAUUGUGUCCCCGGGUCUGAUCGAUGUUCAGAUCAACGGCGCGUACGGCAUUGAUUUCUCCGAGCUCGACGACUCGGAGCCGGGAGAGAACCGCUACGUCGCCGGCCUCGAGCACGUGUGCAAGCGUAUCGUCGAGACUGGAACCACGGCGCUCGUGCCCACGAUCAUCACGCAGAAGGAGGCGCUGUACGCCAAGCUCCUCCGCCUCCUCGGCCCGCGGAGCAAGGAGGGCUCCGCCCACAUCCUCGGAUACCAUGCCGAGGGCCCCUUCCUCCACCCCGAGCGGAGGGGGAUGCACACCGAGACGCUCCUCCUGCAGGCGACGGACACGCCGCCGAUCAAGAGCUUCGAGAAGGUGUACGGAGAGGGACUGGACCAGGAUGGCGUCAAGAUGAUCACGGCCGCCCCCGACGUCAAGGGCGUUAUGGAGUGUGUCGAGCCGCUGACCAAGCGCGGCGUCACGUUCUCGAUUGGACACUCGGAUGCCGACCUCGAGCAGGCCCAGGAGGCCGUCCACAAUGGCGCCAGGAUGAUCACGCAUCUGUUCAAUGCCAUGCCGCCAAUCCACCACCGCGACCCGGGCGUGAUCGGUCUGCUCGGCAACCCGGACCCGCGCCCGUACUACGGCAUCAUUGUGGAUGGCCUGCACUCUCACCCGAACACGGUGCGCAUCGCGUACGGCGCCGCUCCGGACCGCUGUAUCCUGGUCACGGACGCGCAGUGGAUUCUGGACCCGACGCUGCCCGACGGCCUGCACGAGUGGCGACCUGGGUUCUCCUUCCGCAAGGAGGGACUCCGGGUUGUUCUCGAUGGCACGAACACUCUUGCCGGAAGCGCCAUUCCGUUCUACAUGUGCGUCGACAACCUGUCCAAGUGGGCUAGCAUCACUAUUCCCCAGGCGCUCGUCUGCGCUACCUACCACCCGGCCCAGAUGCUCGGCGGACGCAUUGCGGAGACGAAGGGCCAGCUCAAGGAGGGCUUUGAUGCCGACCUGUGUAUUUUUGGCUGGGACGGAAAGGUCAAGUCUACCUGGGUCAUGGGCAAGGAGGCGUUCCGCGCCCCGGAGCUCAGCAAGGGCGGCGUUAUGGCGCCGGUCAACGGACACGCUUAG